Molecule: messenger RNA, 2458 nt
Organism: Lepisosteus oculatus (spotted gar)
Lineage: Eukaryota; Metazoa; Chordata; Actinopteri; Semionotiformes; Lepisosteidae
Gene: dffa
Product: DNA fragmentation factor, alpha polypeptide
Biological process (GO): apoptotic process; regulation of apoptotic process
Source: RefSeq, a predicted model, not a curated record
CUUAAUGUAUACUGUACGCGUAUUCUUUCAAGAUGUUGAAAGUGAAUUCCUCAGCAUAACAUAAAAUGUUAUGAGACGGAGCUCAAUCCGGACUCCUUUUUGUCGCCCUUAUUUAAUAGUCUUAAGCGUUGGAAGUUUGCGCAAGUUUGCGUUUAUACACGAUUUUCUUCAAAAUUAUAAACUGGUUUUCUGGCAGCAAUGUCAGAUCCGAAACCUUGCAGAGUUUGUAACUACUCGCGUAAAAAGUCGUACGGAAUAGCGGUCCAGUCUUUGGACCAGCUGAAGAUAAAAGGAUCCGAGUUGCUGGGCUUUACCUCCGAAGAUCUUGUCUCAGUGGUUCUGGAGGAGGAUGGGACCAUAGUCGAAGACGAAGUCUAUUUCCUGUGCUUGCCCUCAAACACCAAGUUCAUGCUCCUGAAAGACAAAGAGAGGUGGGCCCCGAUUACUAAAGUUGACGGGGGCACAGCCUGGCUCGGCGUGGGGGGGGAGGCCGACGAGGUGGACCGCGCCGUCCCGGGCGCAGAGGGCUGGCAGGAGCCGGCCCGGAGGCUGCAGCAGGACCUGUCCGCCAUCGUGCUGAUGUCCGAGGCCGACCUCCAGGGCCUGGCUGACGCGCCCUGUGGGACGCUGGCGGCCGCGCUGGGCUACGAGGAGGCCAGGACCCGGGCUCUUCAGGACACCCUGCAGGGCGUGCUGGACCGCAGGCAGGAGGAGCGCCAGGCCAAGGAGCUGCUCCAGCUCUACCUGAGGGCAGCGCAGGGCGAGAGCCGGGCAGGUGAGACAGCAGGGCCGCGUGGCGCCAGGAUCGAGGUCCCAGGCCAGGAUGUUACGGAUGGAAAGGAGAUGGAGGUGGACGCAGCCGGCAGAGGUGCUUCCAAAUUCAGUCAGAGGACGCUUAUGGUACUGAAGGGGAAGACCAGCCCUGAGACCAGACUUUCCAACCAAGAACUGCAGCUGCUGAUCAACGAAGGGGCUCGGACAAUGUCCGAUGUCCUGGGCUGGGAUAUGGAGAAGGCAGAGAACGUCCUGCAGGCCUGUGAGGAUGAGAUGAAGAAACGUCUGGAGAAGGUGUCGGCCAUGCACUCCCUCAGCUCCCUGUCCCAGAGGCCCAUGGCAGAGGAGGAGAAUGGAGAGACUAAGGCUAAGCGCCAGAAAUAGUCCCUUAUUAUACCCAUAAUCCCCUUUGAGCAGGAGGCUCUUGACAGCAGGCCUUGUUAUGGUAGUAACCUGCCCCUCAGGGCUGCUGCCACUCAGGAGACAGGCUGGUGGGGACAUGUCUCAUAAUUUCACAAGCCUUACAGCCAACAAAGAGCUUCAGGCCCUGGGCCAGAAACAUACAGGAGUGACUGUUUACUUUUUCUGUCUUUACGAGUUUCAUUUGUGAGGGAUAUAAUGUAAACGCCUCAUGAAAUAUGUUCCUGUAGGCCUCUGCUUUACCUCACGAUUUAGACUGAGGAAGAAAUAUUCCCCAUUUGGAACAAAAACCAGGUCCCACCUGCCCCCCACCUCUAGAUAUGCAGGCUUUGAAGCCCACCCUUGUAGUCUAGUACAAUGACAUUAGCUCCAAAACCCUCCAAUGAAAAUAGUUUUAGCUGGCUUCUACCUACACACGAUUUCCCUUGAGGCUGAUAGAUGUGUUCUUAUAGCCUGCUCCUCUUAGGGAAAGACUCCAUGCGACACCUUACUUUAAAAGACAAAUGCCAAGAAAACACUGCGUGACCGGAAUGAGCCAUGAUCUUAUAAGAAGGCUUGCCUGUUGCUUUCCUUAUAGUUGAUCACUUGCUGAUCAAUGGGUUUUAAAUGUUUAAAAACCCAUAGUUGUAUCUUGGCAUAUUAUUGUUAAAUAUAUCCUCCUUUGCCAUUGUAACUACCCGUGAGAGGAUUGUCAGACCUUUCAGAAUUGCAUGUAUCAUAAUAGGAUUUCCCUGACCUGUUGCCUCCAUUGCCUAUCUGAUUAUUGGGCAACCAUUUCUGUAAUCUUGACAUGUUCAUGGGGGGAAAAAAAGAGUGUUUUUGUUUUGGGAAUUGCCUUAUUAUGUCUAGUGCUGUGGUCGUACACAAAUGCCAAAUCUCACCCUGUAGCAAGUCAGAUAUUACCCUCAUUAAAGACUCACUGCGGUUCAACCGGUACAGAGAAACACGGUGUAGGAUGUUUACCAGGCUUUUACUAAGAAGAAUGUUCCAUUUUAAAUUAGGGAUGAGAGGAACAAGAAACCUGCUAAAACUGACCACGUAAUACACUGUUUUUAUACUGAGUCAUUCUCUUUAAUUUUUUCAUAAUGAUAUAUUUGUGUCGGUUCUUCCACACUUAGAGGGGCUGAGUAACCAGGGUUUGUAUAACAAGAACAGAUUGAUUUUCUUUUUUACUUGCUACAAUCUGAGAAUGUUUGUACCAGGAUCAAUGCCAAGUGGCACCACACUUGCGUGCAAAAAUAAAGUCAUCAAACAUCAAAGCUGA